UUCAAAGCAAACAUAACCCCUCCCGCCGCUCCCCGCUGCCGUCAUCGUACUCAGUCUUCAUUUGUAUGCGAAAGGUUACGGGCGAACUGCCGCGCAGAAAUCAACUCGUCGCCGUCGUACCGUUUAGUGGUGAAUUUUUCGAUAAUUGUGUUUUCAAGUGUUCAAACUAUGCCGAAGCGGUCUAGAAAGAGGAGUCGUAGCUCUUCUCCUUCCACUGUAGGGGAAAAGUUUUUGAAAAUUGUCAAGAGAUUGGAGAAGCGAUUGGAUAAGAUGGAAGAGAAAAGACCAAGGCAAUGGCAUCAUGGCAGUUCAUCGGGAACCUCUAAUUCCGAGGACGGAUCCGAUAGCCACUCGUAUGAUAGGCGUUCCUAUUCAGGAUCGGAAGCUGACGGUGGAUCAGAUAUAGGAGAAAAAGAGAAGAACACCAUUGAUCAAUAUGUAACAAAUGAGGGAAAUAAUGUUGGCGAACUUAAUGGUGACAUAUUGUUAGCCUUGGGGGACGAAGUGGAAUUGCCAGAAACUAAGGGCCCCUCUAUCCAACAGGAUGUAGCCGACAGAUGGAAAACGGUAAUUAAGAAAGGAUUGGAAGAUGAAAAGAGGCGUGAUAUUAUGAAAAAGUACCCUCCUCCGGAGAAUGCCCAUAGUUUUGGAGCCCCAAAGCUAAAUGCGGUGGUUAAACAAGCUAUUGUGGAUUCGGUAGCAAAAAGAGAUUCUCGUCUCAGUUGUCAGCAGGCUCAAGUAGGAUCUGGCUUAUCUGCAAUUGCAACUGUUAUUUCAGACUUAUUGAAAACAGAGGGAGGAAAUACAGAACUAAUAGAAAAAUUAAGCGAUGCGGGACGCCUUUUGUCGGAUGUCCACCAUACACUCAGUGUAUCUAGAAAGGAGCUUGCCAUACUAAACUUGAAUAAGGAAUGGAAAGAGACUCUAAUUGAUUCUCCUGUUGAUAAAUGGCUCUUCGGGGAGGAUUUGGAAGAAAGAUUAAAAGCUGCAAAGAGUCUACAGUUUUCAUCCAAGCAAUUGAAAAUAGUUAAAGCGCCACAGCCAAAGAAAACUAUUUCAAAAAAUACUUUAAACUACAGAAGUCGAUCCAGUUAUCAACGGGGAGCCAAACUAGGUGGACGAUAUCGCCAAGAUCCCAGCAAUCAGAAUCCCAGCAAUCCAGGUUCCAGCAAGCAGUACAACUCUCGGUACAAUCGCCAGGGGGAAUAUCCUCGACUGGGUCAAUACAAGAAUGCGAAGAAAUACCGCAAGUAUUAG
Acanthoscelides obtectus is the source of this 1257-nucleotide messenger RNA. Lineage: Eukaryota; Metazoa; Arthropoda; Insecta; Coleoptera; Chrysomelidae. The record is from the annotation of a GenBank genome assembly.